Molecule: messenger RNA, 1467 nt
Organism: Exophiala aquamarina CBS 119918
Lineage: Eukaryota; Fungi; Ascomycota; Eurotiomycetes; Chaetothyriales; Herpotrichiellaceae
Exons: 4
Coding region: 1-1467 (488 amino acids)
Molecular function (GO): aldehyde dehydrogenase (NAD+) activity
Source: RefSeq, a predicted model, not a curated record
AUGGGCUCAAUUCAAGAAAUCGAAACAAGGCUGUUCAUCAACGGAAAGUUCGUGAAAUCUUCAGAUGGAAAGACAUUCCCAUUGAGAUCUCCCACGACUCGAGAGAUCAUUGCCGAAGUGCAUGAAGCUAGUGAGCAGGACACAGAUGCAGCAGUCGCAGCAGCAAAGGCAGCAUUCCCAGCAUGGUCAGCCUUGUCUCCCGCAGACAGGGGCGCAUAUUCGAAGAAGCUCGCGGCUCUACUUCAUCAAAGCGGAAAGGAGCUGUCAGAGCUGGAGGCAAUCUCCAUGGGUAGGCCCGUUUCGAGCUAUUUCGAUAACCAUGCUUGCGCAAGCACAUUCGAGCACUACGCAGAAGCUGGAUAUGAUGUUCAGGGUGCCAGCAGCCUGAACACUCCCGGCUACGUCAAUAUGACGUUCAAGCAGCCAUACGGCGUCGUGGCUGCAAUUAUUCCGUGGAAUCUGCCACUGGUUUUCUUUGCAAAUAAAGUCGCCCCGGCGAUUGCAGCAGGAAACACCGUGGUGUUGAAAAGCAGUGAAAAAGCGCCAUUGAGCUCCGCCAAGGUUGCCACUUUGAUCGAGAAAGCCGGCUUUCCUCCAGGAGUGAUCAAUGUGUUAUCAGGCCACGGCCAAACCUCAGGGGCAAUCCUCUCUUCCCAUAUGGACGUUCGAGCGCUGAGCUUCACCGGAUCAGCUCGCACCGGUCGAGUUAUUCAAGCUGCAGCAGCAAAAUCCAAUCUCAAGAACGUCGUCCUGGAAUUGGGUGGGAAAUCACCCGCCGUCAUAUUCGAAGAUUGCAACCUCGACAAAGCAGUGGCUGAAACACGGAAUAGUAUCCAAUGGAACAGUGGCCAGGUGUGUAUGGCGAACAGCAGGAUCUACGUCCAGGAGAGCAUUGCCGAACAAUUCGUGGACAAGUUCAAAGCGCAGUUCGCUGUCAUCAGCGCUGGCGAUCCGCUGGACGCUGCGACCAACCAUGGACCACAGGCCGACGGCGUUCAAUAUGAAAACGUCCAGAGAUACAUUUCUGCUGGCAAAGAAAGUGGCGAGUUGGUUCUUGGCGGAACCAAGGAGGUUUCGGGCCUAUCAGAUGCGGCCAGUAAGGGUUAUUUUGUUGCGCCCACGAUAUUUCUAAAGACUGCAGAAGAAGCCACAGUGAUGAAGGAAGAGAUCUUUGGGCCUGUUGUCAACAUCAAUACCUUCAAGACUGAAGCAGAAGCCAUCGCCAAGGCCAAUGACAGCGAAUUCGGUUUAUAUGCUGCGGUAUAUACGAAGGACAUCAAUCGUGCCAUGCGAUUCGCCAAAGCGCUCGAGGCUGGAACCGUUGGGGUCAACUGCACGAGCCCGACUCUAGCACAUGAUAUGCCAUUCGGUGGCUACAAAAGUAGCGGUGUAGGAAGAGAGGGAUUUGGAUACACCCUGAACAAUUUCUUGGAGACGAAGACGGUUCUGAUCAAGAUAGAAGAAUAG